AAAAAAAAAAAUUUCGUGAAAGAAACAAGUCAUUUCUUCAACUACACACAAGCUGCCCUUCCCUGACCCUUCUCUGACAAAACUCUGCCCCCCACAGCUACCUCUCCUCCCCCAUAGACAAAUCUCAAAUCCCCUUCUUCUUCUGAUCCUUCCUUCCUUCUUCUCUGAAUCGAUCCAGAAUGGGAAUUUCAUGGAGCAACAGCAGAAGAAGGCACAACCACCAAACUUACUACCAACAUCACCCACACCACCUCCCGCCGCCGCCGCCUCAAUACUUCCCCGCCGCAGAACCACCUCCUCCACCGCCCCAUCAAGGCUAUUACUCCACCCCCUCCUCUUCAGCCGCCACCACGACCACCACAGCGGCAGCUUCGGCGACCACGCCACAACCCUCUUACGCGCCAUCACCAGCUCCGCCUCCUCACCCACCGCCAGCGCCGCCGAUUCAGUCCUACUACGCAUCCCACCCUUACAAUUCGUGCGGAUAUUCGAAUCACAUGGUGGGUAGGUACAAUCCUCAGCCCUACUAUUACGGCAAUUCAGCUGGCGGGUGGCCGCAGCAGCCUUAUGCGGCGAGACCUAGUGUGGGUCCUCCGCAGCCGAUUCAGCCGGUGCCGUACGUUGAGCAUCAGAAUGCUAAGAAGGUCAGGAAUGAGGUUAAUGUUCAUAAGGAGACUUUGAGGCUUGAAUUGGAUGAACAGAACCCGGAUCAUCACUUGGUUUCUUUCGUUUUUGAUGCGCUUGUUGAUGGAAGCAUUACCAUUUCCUACUUUGCUAAAGAAGAGACCAACUGUAAGUUUGUUCCAGCAUAUCCCGACACUCAUCUCCCGGUCCGGGUCCCAUUUCAGAAAGGUGUUGCACAGAAGUUUUGCCAACCAUCAGGGACAGGGAUCGACUUGGGUUUCUUUGAGCUGGAUGAUCUCUUAAAACCUUCGGUUGAAGAAGAUGUUUUUCCACUUGUUAUAGUCGCUGAAACAUCCCCACCACUUAAUUCAACAACCGAUCAAAGCCACCUUUGUGGUUCUGUACUGGGAUCGGGCAAUAUGCAGAUCACUCAAGCUGUUCUAGAGAAGAAGAAAGAUGAUGAACUUUUCCAUGUCAAAGUAAUAAGGCAGAUAUUGUGGAUUGAGGGAGUUCGAUAUGAGCUUCGUGAGAUUUAUGGCUUGGCUAGUGGUUCCGAAGCUGAAGAUUUCAAUGACAGCGAACCCGGGAAAGAAUGUGUGAUUUGCAUGACCGAACCCAAGGAUACUGCCGUCUUGCCAUGUCGACAUAUGUGUAUGUGCAGCGAGUGUGCAAAGGAAUUGAGGAUGCAAACGAACAAGUGCCCCAUAUGCCGCCAACCGAUUGAAGAACUUAUGGAGAUCAAGAUAAGGAGCGGCGGGGAUCAAUAGAAAUUUUGGUGUGCUUCUCUAUCAGUACAAAUUGAUCUAACAUAUCUUUCCUACUGUAUAUUCAGAGUGCGUCCAUCACAUCUUUUGAAUUUGCAUGAGUUGUACAAAUAAGUAUAGAAGACGCCUUAGAACCAAACCGUAUCAGGGGCAAAUCGUAUUCUCAAGAUCUCAGGUUGAGAUGAUGGAUGAUGGGAUGAAGUAUCAGGCUUACCUUGUGCUUUUCCCUUUAUUCUACCUUUCUCCUUUUGGGUUUCCUAUUGUGUUCAGGGUGCUGUUUUGGUAUAUCUAUGUUCCAUUCUUAUGACUAGAAAUCCUAUGAUGUCAAAAGAAAUUCUGUGUGAUGUUUGAGUGAAUAUCUGAGCAUGCAGAUUCAGAAGCAAGAAAAAGAAAGGUGGUGUAGCAUUGGAAGCAACUAGGUCUACAGACAUAGCUUCUUCUUUUCCCUUUGAGAAAACAUCCAAAAGGAGCUACUUGGAUGGAAUAUUUCCUAUCCAAGUUUAGCAUUGAAGGAGACAAAACCUGGGAAUCUUCAAUAUUUGUGUGCAACUUGCUUUCUUUUAGCCUUCCAACUAUAUAUACCAAAGUUGUGUGCAAAUGAUACUCAUUUGGAUGCUUGUAUCUGAAGCAUGUUCAAUGGCUUAUCUGCUUUA
Molecule: messenger RNA, 2041 nt
Organism: Linum tenue
Lineage: Eukaryota; Viridiplantae; Streptophyta; Magnoliopsida; Malpighiales; Linaceae
Source: the annotation of a GenBank genome assembly